This is a messenger RNA of Papaver somniferum (opium poppy), 1551 nucleotides long. RefSeq names its product transcription elongation factor SPT5-like. The record is from RefSeq and is a predicted model, not a curated record. Lineage: Eukaryota; Viridiplantae; Streptophyta; Magnoliopsida; Ranunculales; Papaveraceae. The coding region runs from base 152 to 1369 and encodes 405 amino acids. The transcript has 4 exons.
GAUGAGUAUAAAUACGAAAGCCAGCCGCUGAAAGAGGACCCUAGGGUUUGAGGAUCACUUGGUUCUUCUACUGUUUUGGGUGCAGGAGGAUAUCUGUAGAGGUGAAAUACCUGCUGCUUCUUUCAGAUCUAUACUUGAAUUUUGUGGAACGAUGAAGUUAAGGAGCGACUAUGUUUACGAAUAUCGUCCCACUGUAGAAGAAGAAGAAGAAAAAGAAUUGGUUGCAAGGGCUGUUGAUGCUGCUAAAAAUGUUUUGAGGUCAGUUCAGUCUUCAUAUGAUGUUGCUGCUGUUACUCCUGGUGUAGAUGUCGACCAGUUAAUGCCAUAUGCUUAUAAAGAAGAAGAAUCUCUUGAACCACAAAGAGAUGAUGAUAUCUGCUCUACUUCGAGUACUAUAGAAUAUACUUACCCAGAAGAAGAAGAACCAAGCAAGAAUUCUUAUGGGGAUGAUGAAGAAGAUGAGGAUGAUGAUGAAGAAGAUGAAGAUGAGGAAGACAAUGAAGAAGAUGAGGAUGAUGAUGAAGAAGAUGAGGAUGAUGAUGAAGAAGAAGAUGAAGAUGAUGAUGAUUCCUCGAUGUUUUCAGAUACCGAUUAUGGAAUGAUCCCAGAAGAAAAAUCACUGACUGAUGAGGACUCGGAGAGCGACAGCGACAAUGGCAAUGUUAGCAAGUCUCCUGUUAAACAGCUAAGCAAGGAUGACUGGGUUGCUUCGUGGAAUGAGGGAGAUCCUCAAGAGCAUUUGACUUGGAUUAAUGUGUAUGCUUAUUAUAGAAAGAAGGAAAAAGGCUUAGGAGGAUAUGGAGGAUAUGGAGUUAUUCUACGCUAUGACGACAAUGCGAAGCCAGUCGCUGCUUCAGCCAAGUACUCAGCAGAUGGAAAAUCUUUUCUAUAUCAAGUGUUGAUGGGAAUAAAGGCCGGUGUCCAACUUGCUGAGGAUCAUGAACUUCCUGGUCGUUCUGUCCGAUGCAAUUCGGUUAGCGUUGAAAGUCUCAUUAGGCGUGCUGCAUAUUACUGCAGUAAUGAUGAAUGCAGAAACUCAUAUGAGCACGACAAAAUUUGCAGGGAGUGUGAGGCUUAUCUUAAUUGGGUUGUGGGUUGCGAUAUGGGGUUGUGGCCUCUUGUCCAGGAUCUUAAAAGCCAAAAAGAACUAAGUUUGGAAAAAUAUCCAAAGGCAUGUAAUGAAGCUGCGCAUUAUCUGGCAAAAAUGGCAAAAGCAAAGCACGAGAAGAAGGGAAAAAGGAUUGUUCAGGAGGAUGAGGAUCUCGGUGAGAUUGUACCAGAUAAAUUUCCAGGAAAGCUAAUAGAUAUUCUUUGGGCAGAUGCUUUUCGUGGUAUGUCGUACUGCAGGGCGUCAUCGGUACCAUGGUAAAGAAGAUAUGAAGAGGACUCUAUUGUGUGGUUCUGACGCUCUAUUUUGAUUAGUAGCCGUGUUUUUAUGUUUGAACAUCUAUUAAUAUGUUUGAAUCUACUGGGGAUGUUUUUUGGGAUUUAUAUGAUGUUUUUAAGUUACUAUGAAUUUGGGCGUGGUGAAAUAUAUAAUGAUCUUUGAUA